GUCAACCCAUCUAUACGUAAUCGUGUUCCAUCACCCUCACAAGUCAGAACUCAGAAGUAAAAAACCCCUUUAGAAAAAUUUCAGCCAAAAAUGGAAAUCCAAAAUAGUAAUAAUACUUCUGCUGCUCAAACAAAUGUCAGAAAGCGAAGCAUAACUGAUAUGACCACCGCCAUUAAUAACAUCCACCACUCAAAUUGCUUCAAGAUUCGCGCCCUUAUUAAAGAUCUUCGCCCCCAUUUUCUCCAGGUUCUCCGGACUCCAGAUUUUCAGACUUCCAAAUCUGCUGUCGAAAUUAACCAGCAAAUGAAGCUUUUGAUGAAGCUAUAUGAAGAGAUGACAUCAAAUACGGUCACUUUGGAUAAAAGUAACACUGUAGCUGAUGGAGGUCAUGAUCAGAAAAAAACAACAGAUGUUAAACCCUCAGAGCCUCCAAUAGAGAAGGAGAAAAAUUUUAUCAGAAAAUCUUCAGAAGAGAGACCUGCUUCUGAUAAACAAGUAUCACAGGGUAGCUACAUUGUUGGAGGCUCGGCUUUUGGUUGGAAUUUCAUCAUGUACCCGACCAGCCAAUUGUCAGCAUAUUAUGGCAGAACCAAAGAGGACUUCCGGGCAGCUAAUCCCAUACCGACAACCUUACCUACAACCUUACCAGAAGAAGCUUAGUUAACACAUUAGUUUUGAUUUAGACAAGAAGAUUAAACCAUAUUAACAUACAACCUGAUGUUUGUUUUGUUGCGGUAAUUUAACUCUGGGAUAGUAUGCUUCUUGGGUCAAUGACUGUGCAUCGAUGGUUUGUUUACUUGUCUACUUAACUAUGUGUAAUGAAUGUAACAUUGAUGAAUAAGUUCUUGUUUUUUUCUA
Molecule: messenger RNA, 858 nt
Organism: Erigeron canadensis
Lineage: Eukaryota; Viridiplantae; Streptophyta; Magnoliopsida; Asterales; Asteraceae
Exons: 3
Coding region: 91-660 (189 amino acids)
Source: RefSeq, a predicted model, not a curated record